AUGGGGAGUUACCUGUGUUACCUGUGUUACCUGUGUUACCUGUGCUACCUGUGUUACCUGUGCUACCUGUGUUACCUGUGCUACCUGUGUUACCUGUGCUACCUGUGUUACCUGUGCUACCUGUGUUACCUGUGUUACCUGUGUUACCUGUGCUACCUGUGUUACCUGUGCUACCUGUGCUACCUGUGUUACCUGUGUUACCUGUGUUACCUGUGCUACCUGUGUUACCUGUGCUACCUGUGUUACCUGUGUUACCUGUGUUACCUGUGUUACCUGUUCUACCUGUGUUACCUGUGUUACCUGUGCUACCUGUGUUACCUGUGUUACCUGUGUUACCUGUGCUACCUGUGUUACCUGUGUUACCUGUGUUACCUGUGCUACCUGUGUUACCUGUGCUACCUGUGUUACCUGUGUUACCUGUCCUACCUGUGUUACCUGUGCUACCUGUGUUACCUGUGCUACCUGUGUUACCUGUGCUACCUGUGUUACCUGUGUUACCUGUCCUACCUGUGUUACCUGUGUUACCUGGGGAUAUAA
Messenger RNA from Salmo salar (Atlantic salmon), 537 nucleotides. NCBI's taxonomy places the organism in Eukaryota, Metazoa, Chordata, Actinopteri, Salmoniformes, Salmonidae. The record is from RefSeq and is a predicted model, not a curated record.